This is a messenger RNA of Nannospalax galili (Upper Galilee mountains blind mole rat), 2512 nucleotides long. RefSeq names its product heterogeneous nuclear ribonucleoprotein L like (gene Hnrnpll). NCBI's taxonomy places the organism in Eukaryota, Metazoa, Chordata, Mammalia, Rodentia, Spalacidae. The record is from RefSeq and is a predicted model, not a curated record. Gene Ontology annotation, cellular component: nucleus. Gene Ontology annotation, molecular function: mRNA binding. Gene Ontology annotation, biological process: regulation of RNA splicing; mRNA processing. Bases 37 to 1887 code for a protein of 616 amino acids. The transcript is spliced from 13 exons.
CUGAGGCCCGUAUCCCAAGCCACCUCAAGCGCCGCCAUGUCCUCCACCUCCUCCUCUCCUAAGGAGGAGACGUACGAGGAGGACCGCGAGUUCGAGAGCCAGGCCAAGCGCCUCAAGACCGAGGAGGGAGAGAUCGUCUACUCGGCAGAGGAGAGCGAGAACCGCCAGGAAGCGAUGCCCCAAGCCGGGAGCGACAGCGACGGUGGCGGCGGCGACGGCGAAGAAGGCGGCGAAGGCGACGGCGGAGAAGGGGGCAGCGGCGGCGGCGAGGAAGGCGACGGCGGGGAGGGCGAGGGCGAGGAGGGUGACGGCGAGGAAGGCGAAGGCCAGGAGGGCGACGGCGAAGAGGGCGACGGCGAGGAGGGCGACGGCGAGGAAGGCGACGGCGAGGAGGACGACGGCGAGGAAGGCGGUAGCGGCGGCGCUCGGAGCGGCCCGCAGCCAACGGAGGGAGGUGGAAGUCAUCAUAAAGUUUCUGUUUCACCUGUGGUCCAUGUUCGAGGACUCUGUGAAUCUGUGGUGGAAGCAGAUCUUGUGGAAGCACUGGAAAAAUUUGGGACAAUAUGCUAUGUGAUGAUGAUGCCAUUUAAACGUCAGGCUUUAGUGGAAUUUGAAAACAUAGAUAGUGCCAAAGAAUGUGUGACGUUUGCUGCAGAUGAACCUGUGUACAUUGCUGGUCAACAGGCUUUCUUCAACUAUUCUACAAGUAAAAGGAUCACUAGGCCAGGAAAUACUGAUGAUCCAUCAGGGGGCAACAAAGUUCUCUUGCUGUCUAUUCAGAAUCCUCUUUAUCCAAUUACGGUGGAUGUUUUAUAUACAGUAUGCAACCCUGUUGGAAAAGUACAACGUAUUGUUAUAUUCAAGAGAAAUGGGAUACAAGCAAUGGUCGAGUUUGAAUCAGUCCUUUGUGCCCAGAAAGCUAAGGCAGCACUCAAUGGAGCUGAUAUAUAUGCUGGAUGUUGCACACUAAAAAUUGAAUAUGCUAGGCCCACCCGUCUAAAUGUUAUUAGGAAUGACAAUGACAGUUGGGACUACACUAAACCUUAUUUGGGAAGACGAGAUAGAGGAAAGGGUCGCCAGAGACAAGCCAUUUUGGGAGAUCAUCCUUCUUCGUUUAGACAUGAUGGCUAUGGAUCACAUGGUCCAUUAUUGCCUUUACCAAGUCGGUACAGAAUGGGCUCUCGAGAUACACCUGAACUUGUUGCAUAUCCAUUACCACAAGCUUCUUCCUCUUACAUGCAUGGAGGAAGUCCCUCUGGUUCAGUUGUAAUGGUUAGUGGAUUACAUCAACUAAAAAUGAAUUGUUCAAGAGUCUUCAACCUAUUCUGUUUGUAUGGAAAUAUUGAAAAGGUAAAAUUUAUGAAGACCAUUCCUGGCACAGCACUCGUGGAAAUGGGUGAUGAAUAUGCUGUAGAAAGAGCUGUUACACACCUUAAUAAUGUCAAGUUAUUUGGGAAAAGACUUAAUGUUUGUGUAUCUAAACAACAUUCAGUUGUUCCAAGUCAAAUAUUUGAGUUGGAGGAUGGCACAAGUAGCUACAAAGAUUUUGCAAUGAGCAAAAAUAAUCGCUUUACAAGUGCUGGACAAGCAUCUAAGAAUAUAAUCCAACCACCCUCAUGUGUCCUGCAUUAUUAUAAUGUUCCAUUGUGUGUCACAGAAGAGACCUUUACAAAGUUGUGUAAUGACCACGAAGUUCUUACAUUCAUCAAGUAUAAAGUGUUUGAUGCAAAAGCUUCUGCCAAAACACUUUCUGGGCUAUUAGAGUGGAAAUGCAAAACUGAUGCCGUAGAAGCUCUUACUGCACUUAAUCACUACCAGAUAAGAGUUCCAAAUGGCUCCAACCCCUAUACACUGAAGCUUUGCUUUUCUACAUCAUCCCAUUUAUAAGAGAAGAGCAUGUUAGAAUUUGAUCAUCUUUAUUACAGUUUUAAAGCUAUACGUAAUUAAAAAUAAUCUGAAAUGGUUAAUCUAAUGUUGCCUUGCUUACUAUAAAAUCCUGUUCUGUAAUAAACAUAUUUUGACUCAAAUACAUUCGUUGUUAACUUAAAUAUUGUUUUCACUUGAGUAUCAUAAUUAAUAUAGACUGUCUACAGCUUCAUUGUAGAUUAUACAAAUAUGAUUUCUAACCUUACUACUAUAAAUUUUGUUCCACAGUAAAAGUAUAUUUGCAUUCUUAAUGCUAAUUAUUUUUCCAUUGUGUAUGAGAGUAAUGCAGGUGAAUGUAUUGCGUUUUAUUACAGAAUUCCUACAAUAUGUUUAAGUAUUUGAGUAUGUUACAGUUAUUCAUAUUAAACAUAAUUUGUAUUUAUUAUUUUAAUCAAAUUUGAGAAUGACAUUCAAGAGCUACAGAUGUAGAUGAGUUCUACUUCUGAAAGGCUUAAUAGACAUGGACGCACUUGUAUGAUAUGCACUCAAAAUUAUUUAAAUUGGUGUUUUUUUUUAAGUCAUUCAUUUGUAUUGACAUUUCUGUUUCUAGUUCCAGUUUGGAGGUUUUAUAAAGUUAUAAUAAUAA